CGGCACACGCUUCCAAGUUCCAGCGUUUUACUAUGGUGUAGUAGUUGUAUUCUGCUGUCAUACAGAACGCGCAAACCAAGUAGUACUACUUAGUGUACUACAAAUUCGAAACAGGCGGGAUAUCGUGAUUUCUCCACUAUCCUUUUCAAUUGUUCUGGUUUACGUACUGGGACUACGUUCUAUCCGUUACUCAGAUUUCCAACUGGUAACUGAUCUUCAGUAAUAUACUCAUAGUGUGCAGAAAAAAAUGCUAAUCUAAUAAUUCUGAACAAUAUUUGCUAAAAUGAUCGCCGUGAUCAGAUUGGGCCCUCAAUGUCGGCUAGUGAAUGAGUGCAAUUGAGUGAGAGUGGGUCGGCUGAAACCCCUCGUGUGAAAUGACGUUCAGUUGUGGCGGCGAAACAGCUGUAAAAAUGUGCAAAUAAGCAAUUUUGCAAAUUGAAGUAAAAGUUACAACUCGGUGACGUCAAACGGAAGUUCUUCAUUUAUCAUUCAUAAUUUGCGACCACGAGUUUCGGACAAGUGUUGAGAAUUGUUUGGGAGUUGAAAUAGUGAAUGAAGUUACAGACGGGUCGCCAGACAUAAUUACAAUCCAGAUUACGUCGAUUUAAGCAUAUAGUGAUGCGGGAAGUAGUGAAUUGAAUGCGCUUUGCCUAGUGUGUGAUGAUUACUACGAGUAAAGUGGACUUAUCGCCACAUAAAAUCAUAUCAACAAGAACAGUGAUCAAUUGCAGCACACAUAACGCGUGCUGAUUUCAACAUAAACUUGUAAAAAUACAUUGGCUUGCUGAGGCCAGCAUCUAGCCUCCUUCACCAUGUAUAAGUUACUCGGAGGGCUUAAGAACUAUUUCAAGUGGCAGGAUAUACAAACAGACAAUGCUGUAUUUCGCCUGCAUAAUAUAUUCACGACUGUUCUGCUGCUAACAUGCAGUUUGAUCAUCACAGCAACACAAUAUGUCGGACAACCAAUUAGUUGCAUUGUUAGCGGCAUUCCAACACAUGUGGUGAACACAUUCUGCUGGAUCUCCAGCACAUUCACAAUGCCGGAUGCGUUCAGGAGACAGGUUGGAAAGGAGGUAGCUCAUCCAGGUGUCCAUAAUGACUUUGACGAUGAAGACGCCAAGAAAUAUUACACGUACUACCAGUGGGUUUGUUUCGUGCUGUUCUUCCAGGCAAUCGCAUGCUACACCCCAAAAUAUCUCUGGGACAUGUUCGAAGGCGGCCUUCUUCGGACAAUCGUGAUGGGACUGAAUUUGGCAAUUUGCCCAGAAGAGGAGAAAUGCGCCAAGAAGAGCAAUCUUUUAGAUUAUCUACUCAAGCACAUUAAGCGCCAUAAAUUAUAUGCCAUUCGUUAUUGGGUCUGCGAAGCACUCUGCCUAGUCAACAUAAUCGUUCAACUCUAUUUGAUGAAUAAAUUCUUCGACGGAGAAUUCAUGUCCUAUGGAUUGCGAGUGAUGGGCCUCUCAGACGUGCCGCAGGACGAUCGAGUCGAUCCUAUGAUCUACAUCUUCCCAAGAGUCACCAAAUGUAUCUUCCACAAAUAUGGUGCGUCCGGAUCCAUACAGAAGCACGACUCCCUCUGUAUCCUGCCAUUGAAUAUUGUCAACGAGAAGACAUACGUUUUUAUCUGGUUCUGGUUCAUCAUUUUGGCGAUACUUUUGAUUGGAUUAUUGAUUUAUCGAGCAAUGAUCAUCUUCCUACCGAAAAUUCGUCCACGUGUCCUGAACGCUCGGAACCGCAUGGUGCCACGGGAAAUCUGCCAAGCAUUAUCCAACAAAUUGGAUAUCGGUGAUUGGUGGCUCAUUUAUAUGUUGGGUCAUAAUCUGGACCCUAUCAUUUACAAGGAUGUUCUCGCGGAGCUGGCGAAACAGGUGGAGCCUCGACGAACAAAAUCUGUAUCCUAAUGCCUACGCAAUUCUCAGAAUGUUCUGAAUAUUGUGGACUAGACUGUAGACGAAAACAACGAUGACAUCAGUAGUAACGUGUUGAAAUUAUUAACGAGAAUUACGAAUUUUUGCACGAGUGUCUACCCAUUCCAAGUUUAGGAUUUUAUGUUUUUUAUUAAAAAUGAAAAUCGUAGUUAGACAAUUAUUGUAAUAAAUUUGAAAACAAUUGGACAUUUUAAAUGAGAGAGUUCGGCUGCGACUCUGUGAUUGUAUAUGAUGAGGAGGACGAUGGUUACGAGUUUUGAUUGUUUAUAAUGAAAGGACUAUUUAGGCUGUUCUCCGUUCUCGCAAGGAACACCGAGCUUAGCAUUCCCUAUUUACAGAUAAAUCCUCAAGAACUGAAUUUACAUUUCAUUUUGAUAAUAAUUUUCAUUCAUUAUUAGUCUGAGAACUCUAUUCAUGAGAAUAGUUCAAUAGUUCAUAACGCAAUCUAAAUACUCCCUAGAAUAGAAUCUAGACCUCACCGAAAUGACGGAUAACAGUCUAAGUAAAUCCUCGACAAAGAAUAUUUAGCUCAUAUGAAAUAUUUAUAAGUGAAAGAGUCAAUUUCCGCCAUCACAACUCUGGCAAAAAUCGAUUUUUUCGCCGAAAUUCUGGAAAAUAAUUUAGAGAGGCUUUUUCUUACCGAAGAGCCCCCAUUGCAUGCUCUACAAUAUGCUACUGAUACUGCUACUACUUUUACAUCUACUCUAAUUAUAUAAUACUAAAAGACAGGAAAGAAUGAACCUCGUGGAUCCGCCAGGAGCCACUCUUCAAGAAAAAGUGUUAUUAGUUUUUACAAAUGAAUUAAAUUAAGCAACUUUUGUAGUUUCACUGUUCGACUAAGACAUUAUUUUAUGGUAGUGCUAAGAUGAAUGGAUUAUGAUCGAGAAAACAAAUCUUGGAUAUGAAAUUUUUAGUUUUCUUUUUAUCACGCUGAGCACGGGAGCGAGCUGUAAAAGGAAUCAAAACUGUGUUGCUGAUUUUGAGUCUCAAUUAAAUAAAUAUACAUAUAUAUUUUUAUACAUUGGA
Hermetia illucens (black soldier fly) is the source of this 2954-nucleotide messenger RNA. It is a transcript of the gene ogre, whose product is annotated as innexin inx1. Gene Ontology annotation, cellular component: plasma membrane; gap junction. Lineage: Eukaryota; Metazoa; Arthropoda; Insecta; Diptera; Stratiomyidae. The record is from RefSeq and is a predicted model, not a curated record. Bases 813 to 1901 code for a protein of 362 amino acids. Gene Ontology annotation, molecular function: gap junction channel activity. The transcript is spliced from 6 exons.